Messenger RNA from Pieris napi, 5030 nucleotides. RefSeq names its product glycogen synthase kinase-3 beta-like (gene sgg). Gene Ontology annotation, cellular component: nucleus; cytoplasm; axon. The record is from RefSeq and is a predicted model, not a curated record. Gene Ontology annotation, biological process: signal transduction; negative regulation of canonical Wnt signaling pathway; protein phosphorylation. Gene Ontology annotation, molecular function: ATP binding; protein serine/threonine kinase activity. Lineage: Eukaryota; Metazoa; Arthropoda; Insecta; Lepidoptera; Pieridae. The transcript has 11 exons. Bases 318 to 1706 code for a protein of 462 amino acids.
GAGUGAGCGAACAACCUAGUCUGUGCUGCUGUGAAAUUCCGAUUUCGACCAGUCCGUAAAACUAAAAAUUUAUUGUUCAUUGUAUUGAUGUAAAUUUGUAAAAAGUAACAAAAUGGUAUUAUAAAAUCUUUAAAUACGUCAUUCCUCUGCUGUAGGCGAUAUUGUGGUGAUAUAAUUUCGACAAUCAUAUGCACAGUUUAGUAUUUAGUGAUUUAAGUGAGAAAGUUCAGUGCGAGUGCAAGCAAGGGUGGUAACGAGAAAUGUGAAGUAGUAUCUAUGAAGUUCAAGAUUGGGCCGUUUAUUUUAUAUCUUUAAUAAUGAGCGGGCGCCCUAGGACCACGUCAUUCGCCGAGGGCAGCAAAUCCGUUCGAAAGACAUUUGAAAAUCAACCACCUAAACCACCUUUAGGAGGAGUAAAAAUUAGUAGCGAAGUGGAUACGCUUAAAAAGAACGAGCUGACAUCGGAUAAGAAAGGAUCUGGCUCACAUCGCAAGGACGGCUCAAAGGUGACGACUGUAGUGGCGACGCCGGGGCAAGGCCCCGACCGGCCCCAAGAAGUGAGCUAUGCGGACAUGAAGCUGAUUGGCAAUGGAAGCUUCGGCGUUGUCUAUCAGGCCAAGCUUUGCGACACCGGUGAGCUGAUUGCCAUCAAAAAGGUGCUCCAGGACAAAAGGUUUAAGAACCGAGAGCUUCAAAUAAUGCGAAGACUGGAGCAUUGUAAUAUCGUUAAAUUGAAAUACUUCUUUUACUCCAGCGGGGAAAAGGUUGCAGUACCUGAGGCAGUUAGCUCACUGCUAAACGCAAUGCAGUCCCUAGAUGUCACAAAGGAUGAAGUGUACCUGAACCUGGUGCUGGAGUACAUCCCCGAGACCGUGUACAAGGUCGCGCGUCACUACUCCAAAGAUGAACAGACCAUACCAAUUAGUUUUAUAAAGCUAUACAUGUACCAGUUGUUCAGAAGCCUUGCAUACAUCCACUCACUGGGCAUCUGUCACCGAGACAUCAAGCCCCAAAAUCUGCUGUUGGACCCCAAAACUGGAGUCCUCAAAUUGUGCGACUUUGGUUCAGCCAAGCACUUGGUGAGGGGUGAGCCGAACGUGUCCUACAUCUGCUCGAGAUAUUACCGCGCGCCCGAACUUAUCUUUGGAGCUACUGACUACACUACUAAAAUUGACGUGUGGAGCGCGGGCUGCGUGGUAGCCGAGUUGUUGCUAGGUCAACCAAUAUUCCCUGGAGAUUCGGGAGUUGACCAACUCGUGGAGAUCAUUAAGGUCUUGGGUACGCCAACGCGGGAGCAGAUUCGCGAAAUGAAUCCCAACUACACGGAAUUCAAAUUUCCACAGAUCAAGAGUCAUCCAUGGGCGAAGGUGUUCCGUGCGUGCACACCACCGGACGCAAUAUCGCUAGUUUCACGUCUGUUAGAAUAUACGCCCGGCGCGCGUCUCUCUCCACUCCAGGCGUGCGCUCACAGUUUCUUUGACGAAUUGCGUGAAGCGAGCGCAAGACUUCCCAACGGACGUCCUCUACCACCGUUAUUCAACUUUACGGAUUACGAGUUGUCUAUUCAGCCUUCGUUAAAUGACUUCUUGAAGCCACGCGCGGCUGCUACACCGCAUGAAGCUGCGGCUACUACGCAUGAACAUGACGCCCAUGGUGAAAAUGCAGCAGCGAGCGGCACUAGCGGCGGCUCCCCUAGCGCAUCGUAGAUACACAUUUGACGAGCGUCGCCUACGUAAAUACAACCAAUAGCCGUUAAUUAUAAAUCGCUUUGAGGCUAUCUGCCCUGGCCCAAAAUUUUUAUAUACUAGCCAUUUUUACACCCUUUGCUAAACAUUAAAUUAGCGUGUUUUCUUAAAAUUUUGAUAUAACCAAUAUAGCAUCGUCGUCAAUUAUCCAAAUUUAUUCUCUAAAUUGAUUAAAUUUUAUUUUUUAUACAAAUCCGUAAACUACAGAUAUUACUCCAUGAUAGUGACAGCAGAUUAUAAAUUUGAAUCAGUCAUUGGUUUAUAAGACAUCUAGGAGCAAUGUCAUCGUGUCAAAUGUCAAAUGUAUUCAUAUACGUUCGAGUAAAUUUCUAUUCUGUGAAUUAUUUUUGAUCAAAAAUACGACGAAAUACGGGCUACUGUGUGCGUCAAUCAAGUGUUACCUUGACCGAUAGUGUUGCAAAUUGACAAAUUUUAAAAUUGCAAUUAAUUUCGAUAAUACUAUAAAAUUACAAUUAAUUUAGUAAUUACAGCUUAUCACAAUUUUUUGACGAAGUAUAAAAAUGGGCAAAUCUGCGUCAGAGUAGCCUCAAUUUGAUUUGUAGUUGCUUUGCUAGAGGUGUCGUGUCGCUUAUUGUAUGUUGCGGACAGAGGUCGAAAAUUUGUACUAAAAGCGAGUAUAAUGCACAGACAACAUAAGUGGAUAUAUUUUUCAGCUGUUAAAUUUGAUGGGUACUAAAUGUUUAUGAAAUAUAAUUUGUUCGCUUAAACGUAAAUUACAAAGCCGUCUGUGUGUUUCCUCGCUCGGAAUUUAGAUCGAGAAUCGUUUGUACGCUAAUUAGUGAUAGUUAUUCUUUGUGUUGGCCAUCGGGAAAUUUUAAUGCAUAAUAGGUGUGACGUAGCGUAUUUCGAUGAAGCUUGGCAUAGUCGGUAAACGCCUAUUAUAUUAUGCAAUUUAUUGUUUCACACAGAUUACUGAGCUAUUCCUGUGUGGCAUUGUCUCUUUCUAACAUAACUAACAGGAAAGAGACGGAUGCUCAGUACGUGUAUAAGUAUGGGACCAUGAAUUGGUUAAUAUAAUGGGCAUAUUAGGAGGAUAAAUUUGUAGUGACCCGGUAUAUUACUUUGUACUUUUGUAAGCUCAAAACUACGUUGUGUACAUACCUCUAUACUCGAUUCCGAAAGUUGGUUAACGACAGAUUGUCAUCUGGAUUUAUUUUGUAUAUUCUAAAAUUGUGCGCUAGAUUAAGAGCUUUUAGCUACGUAUAGAAUUUCAAUACUGUAUCCAAGAACGCUUUCAACUUAGAGAUCACGGAACAAAAACAUAUUAGUGGUCUAAGGGUUCCAAUAGAAGACUUGAAAUUGUUUUAUUAUUAUUACUUUAUUAGUAUAUUAAAAUAUGUAAGACACGUAUUCCAAAAUAUAAAUCAAACUUAAAUUUAUAUAAAAGUUAUGAAACUACUUUUGUAGGCUAACUAGUAGCUAAUGAUGCUGAAAUGCUAAAAAACUCAUAGAAGUUGCCAGUUGCAACCAAAUUUUCGAUUGAUUUACAUUUUUGAUUACGGGCCUUUAAAGCUUUUGAUGUACAACUAAGCGGUGUUGACAAUUCUAUGCGUUUUUGUAAGUCCUUUUUGGCUUUUACGUAAACUACGAAGGUAGGUAAUCCCGCUUGAGCUGUAGCCCGUAGAGUAAUUGCAUACACUGUCGAACGUACAGACACGUAGUUACGUGCAUUUGACCGUCAACAGUAUCUCGCUCACGUACUGUCAACUGUCAAAAGUACAGACAAAUAGCUCACGUACUGUCAACUGUCAAAAGUACAGAGAAAGGUUCGCUUAUUGUUAUUUGUCAAAACGUCACAAACACGUAAUUACGUGCUUAUUAACUGAAGAACGUGAUUUGCUGACACGUACUUGCUUAUCGACUUGGCAGACAAUUAUUUCAUCGCAUACAAUGGCAUUGUAAAUUUUUAUGAUUAGCGUCUACUGAUCUCUCAAAUAAUUUUAAUAAUUAAUAAUGUCUCAGAAUAUUUUCUAUUGUAUAAACGAUUCAAAGAUUCAAUAGAUAUUUGUUUAACGUAGCGACUUCUAUUUCUUUCGCAGAUUAUCUUCUGGAUAAAUAAUGUAUAUUGCACUGUCUGUGUCCUAUUGUGACGUCAUAGUUUUUCGAUAUUGUAUUCUAUAAAAUAAUCGAUACAUAUUUCUGCUGUGUAAAGUUUAUCAUUGGAAACACUAUAUAAGUAGUCAUUUAUGAGGUAAUAUUAAAUUCAUCGUCAUAGUGUUAAGUAAGGGCGAUUUCGUUUUGCGCUUCGGAGCUGGCGUGUUACAAAUUAGGGGAGGUUUAAGCCUUUUAAUAUAAAGUAACGAACUCUUUUAUUCAUGGUUUAGAUGUAGCUUUAAUUCAAAUAACCUUGGGUGUGAUUUUUCACCGUUAUUUUUCAUUAGUGAAUAGUAUUUGUACAAAUUCGGCGGAAAGUAGCGAAUUUGUAAGCGGGUCUAGUACGAACCUGGGAAGUCAUGUAUUGUUGACGAUUUAUUUUGUAUCUAUAUCUACAGACCUGCGUACUAUAAUGAACAUCAGUUGAUUCCCGUCAAACCCAUACGGCCUCCGCCAAGUAUAUAAUACACCUGUAUUACUAUUAUGUAUGUACGUACGUAUAAAUUUCUAGUAUAUUAGGAAUGUAACGCGCUCGGCGCAGAUUUCAAAUCACACAUAGUGGAGCUUAGUUUUCGUCCCUAAGGCUAUUGAUUUGCUGACACACCUUUAUAAUUCGUGUAAAUAUAUUAUUAUAAUUAUUAUCUUUAUGGUAUGACUCUUGAGUAAAGUUAAUCGGUAGAAGGAUUCGCCCGUUCUUACAAUUAGCAGCCUCGAGCGUAUUCACGCAAGAGACGUGUUCGGUAAGGGCAGCGAUAGGUUAGAUACACACUGUAUUUUAUUAAGUCUACCUAUUAUGAAUUUUGUAAUCGACGUUGCUUCUAAAGACCCUCUGUGUAAAAAGUUAAGACACACUAGUGACCUGAUUUUUGAAGCGAUGUUUCUGGAAAAUUUGAACCCGUUUAAAAUGUCACUUUCACGAUUUACGUGCACUUUUACUACUCGAGAAUUUUCAGAAAUACAUACUUCGAAAUGGGGUUGACUUAUAUAAAUUAUUUAAAGUAAAAGAGUUUUUCUUAUUACUAGUACUGUAAUAUUAAAUUUAAUAGUGAGUGAAAUUUGUAUUUUGUUUUAAUUUGAUUUACUGAAUUUGAAUACAUCGUAACACCCAUAUCGUUGUUAGUUAUGAAUGAAAUAACAUAAUUAUAAAAGUAAAUAUUAAAUGAAUAGUAA